This is a messenger RNA of Drosophila innubila, 2694 nucleotides long. RefSeq lists its product as uncharacterized. NCBI's taxonomy places the organism in Eukaryota, Metazoa, Arthropoda, Insecta, Diptera, Drosophilidae. Gene Ontology annotation, molecular function: GTPase activity; GTP binding. The transcript is spliced from 7 exons. The record is from RefSeq and is a predicted model, not a curated record. The coding region runs from base 448 to 2319 and encodes 623 amino acids. Gene Ontology annotation, biological process: small GTPase-mediated signal transduction.
UAGUUUGCCGUCAGUUGGUUGCGAUCUUUUGGCAAGUGAGCGAGUUUCGUGAGUUUAUAUUAAUUACAUACGUACCUACAAACAAAAAAAUUUAAACUGAAACCGGUGUCGCUUUCAUCAUCGAUGUUGAAAACUUAAAAUUUUGUGACCGUGAAGAAGCAUUGCAAGCAUACAUACAUAUGUAUAUUUUGUUGAGUGUACUUUUUUUGAAUUUAACCAUAUCAAGAACUAAUUGAAAGUUGAUCAAUAACAACUACACCAACAACAACGAAAACUGGAUUAACAAAUUUACUAGAAAUGGUUUCUGGCAGGACGAAUAAAACUGGAGUGAAAUUAGAUCCCUAACUGCAACAGAAACUGUGGAACUUGGCAACUGUCCAUAUCUUUGGUGUUGGGGCAACAUUUUAAUUAAAAAAGUUUUCUGGCUGAAGCAAACGUCUCACAAAUAUGACUGUCAAAUUGGCCAAACUCUUUGGCAGAAGCAGCAGCAGCAAAUCCAACAGCAACAGCGCUGGCAAUGAAACUGACAGUGUCGUUGGUAAUAGUUUCCAUCAUGGUCACAGUGGACACAAUUUACAACAGCAGCCGCCGCCACCCAACGCAAACAUGAAGCUUAUCAAGUACUACGAUCAUCAUCUUGAUCAGCCAACAACAGCGAUGACCAUCUAUGGACACAGCUACGGAUGCAGCAACGAUGAGCUUGUUGACGACUACGACGACAACACGUUGCUAAAUUCGAGAUGCAUGCAACGUAAUCAUCCAUACAACAACUCACAGCGUCCACUGCUUGGCGAUUGUCGUCCUCAGCUCAUGCUGGUAAUGGCUGGUGGAAAGAACAAACAGUCAACAACAACAACAUCAGCUACACCAAUGGCAGGCAUACCACCGCCAGCGCCACCUUUGCCACCGCAGCGUAAUGUCACCGAUGCCACCGGUAGCGCUUACGUAUCGCCCUAUGUACAGCAACAGAAGCGCGAUAGCGUUAAGGGAUUACACGGCUUCAACGACUUCGAUGCGCUCUCUCAACAAUACAACCAACAUCUGCAGGGUGCCCACAUUGGAUAUCCGUAUGGUAGCCCGCCAUCGCCAACAGUCCAGGUGCAGUCCAGUGACUUUUGUUUCGACAGUCGGCAGCAGGAGCGAAAGCAGUCCUUAAAGGCAAUCUCAUCCUCCACCAGCUCGACGGCUACAACGAAAUCGAAUUGUAGUUCCAACUCUGCAGCAAAUGGUUCACCGCCACCGCGUUAUGGCAAUGUUAGCUAUCAAAAUGCUGAUUAUUACCUGGAACAACAACUUACACAAUCGCAAAGUCACACACAUUGCCUGCCACACUCGUCGUCACGUUUUGAGGAUGACUUUUGCACGCGUCGCAAUGUGAAUUUUGUAGGCAGUCAAGCGGGGACUGUUCCUACUGUUUCAUCGACCGGACCGUUCAUCUUUGGCAUCUCACACGAAGAACAGCAAACGGUUUAUGGACUUCGUCGCCAUUGCAGUAUCAGUAGCGUUAACAGCACCACCAACAACAUCAAGAACAUUCUCAACCAAACUGUGAUAAACGUCACGCCCAUCAAGGAGCACAAAGCUUUGCAAAAAUCGCUGAGCGAUACAAGCGCGGACAGCGGCAAAGGAGGAAAAUUUUUACUGCGAAAACAUAAAUCGCGCAAGACAGCGGCAACAGCAGCAGCAGAAGGAGUGUCAAAUGCUGUAGCGAAUGGCGAGCACAAAAAAAAACAAGGCUCGCCUUCAAUAAAAUGUGUACUGGUUGGGGAUGGCGCCGUUGGGAAAACCAAUUUGAUCUUGUCAUACCUGGAGAAUCGAUUCAAUCCGCAGCAUGUGCCCACGGCAUCAGAUAUUUAUAACGCUGAUGUAAAUGUGAAUGACAAUCCCGUACAUUUGACACUCUGUGAUACCGCCGGUCAGGACACAUUGGAUCCAUUGAGGGAGCUAUGUUAUCCGGAUAGCGAUGUCUUUCUGCUGUGCUUUUCGGUAGUAAAGCCUGAAUCGUUUGAGUCGAUUAAAUCGAAAUGGGCCCCCAAAUUUACCAAAACAAAGGUGGCUCUUAUUCUAGUUGGCACCCAAGCUGAUUUGAGAAGUAAUUCGAAUAUGCUGAACAAAUUGCAGACAAAUGGUGAGAAGCCAAUUUCAUAUGCAGACGCCUGGGAUUUGGCAACUAAUAUUGGCGCCAAAUACAUUGAGACUUCGUCAGCCACUCAGGACAAAGUCAAGGAUGUGUUUGAUGCAGCUAUCUGGGAGGGAUUAGUUCCCACAAUAUUACCGCCCACACCCUCGUUCUGGAGAAAGCUUUUCUGCCUGGCCUGAACCGUCAUUAUUAAAUAGCUCGAAGAAAAUUCUUAAACAAAUACAUAUAUAAUCGUAUAUAUUUACAUAUAUUUUUUAUUGAUAUUUAUAUUUAUACAUACACGUAGAUAUACAAAUUAUUGUAACCAUAAGUAAUUAGGUACUUAAUACUUAAUCGUACAACUACUUUUUUGUAUACAAGGGCUAUUAUUAAUUUACACAUGCACUCACUGACUGAUCCAUAAUUAAAUAUACAUAUAUAAUAAAUAGAAGAAGCAUAAGAAGAUGAAAUGAUAUUUAGACGGUAUUAUACAAAAAUUAUUUAACGAACACCCAAUUUGUAAACAUGUAAAAAAGAAGUCAGCUAAAUAGAAAAGGUGCUAACGGCUAGUAAAA